This is a messenger RNA of Trichomonas vaginalis G3, 243 nucleotides long. RefSeq names its product ubiquitin-like family. Lineage: Eukaryota; Parabasalia; Trichomonadida; Trichomonadidae. Bases 1 to 243 code for a protein of 80 amino acids. The transcript has a single exon. Gene Ontology annotation, molecular function: ubiquitin binding; proteasome binding; polyubiquitin modification-dependent protein binding. Gene Ontology annotation, biological process: proteasome-mediated ubiquitin-dependent protein catabolic process. Gene Ontology annotation, cellular component: cytosol; nucleoplasm. The record is from RefSeq and is a predicted model, not a curated record.
AUGGUUAGACAGUUCACUAUUCGCUACAUCCUUAUUAGUGGCGAAAACGGCGAUAUCCUAGUCAGGGAUGAUGAGACAAUUCGCGAAUUGAAGGAAGAGCUUGAGGAAAAGACAGGUUACCCGGCCGAAAACCAGAUACUUUUGUUUAAUGGUCAAGUACUUGGCGAGGAUAGCACAAUCGAAUCAUGCAAAAUUCAGCCAGGCGAUUGUAUUCACUUAACACCCAAUCCCGUUGCUGGCUAA